This is a messenger RNA of Wyeomyia smithii (pitcher-plant mosquito), 4610 nucleotides long. RefSeq names its product angiomotin-like protein 1. Gene Ontology annotation, cellular component: bicellular tight junction; plasma membrane; cytoplasmic vesicle. The transcript has 10 exons. Gene Ontology annotation, biological process: regulation of cell migration; actin cytoskeleton organization. NCBI's taxonomy places the organism in Eukaryota, Metazoa, Arthropoda, Insecta, Diptera, Culicidae. The record is from RefSeq and is a predicted model, not a curated record. Bases 352 to 4371 code for a protein of 1339 amino acids.
AGCGUAGCACGAUGGCAGCGCCGCCGCCGAGGAAUGCCGUAAGCUUUAUUCUAGUGUGCCAAGAGAAAAGUGGAAGUCGAAAAACGAUAGCGUUGGAUUAUUUUCGCUAAAAUCGUCUGUAUAAAUCGAACAUUGACUCGAUGUUUAUCGGUUAUUAAACUACUGUUGAUCCGCAUCAGUAGACGUGAACAAAAGCAUCAUUUAAUGCACAUAGAAUCGAAUGAUUCAACGCAAACGCACGUGCCUCAGUGGAGAAAAGUGCCGCAGUAGUAAAUUGAAAGUGUUUCAAAGUUUGCGCGACGUCAGCGUACAACAAUUGAAUGCCAAUAGCGAGUAUAGCCGACCGUUACAAUGUCACAUCCGCACGGUUUAAGAUAUUCGCAGUAUUCAUCCUCUGGGGCAGGUCCUCAGACGAGCAAAGCGGCCCCGCCUCCAGCGCCGACAGGAGGCACUAGCAAUGGAAGACCCGGGAGCACAACGCUUGCCGGUCAACCACAGAUCCCGCCGCCACCGGCGGUACGUCCUCCGAUAAUGGUGACAUCUUCGGGAUGUUCUAUGAUGCCGGCACCUCCCAUUCCCCAGCCACAAUCCCAAUCCAGUACGCAACAACAAGCUCAACAGCAGCAAAGUCCUACCACGCAAACAGGGACUUCGGCGAAUCAGAAAUACGCAGCCAUCAGCGGUAGCCUGUCUGGGUCAGAUACGGAUGUGUCAACAUCCACUGAAAACUUGACUCGUGAGGAACGUUAUGUUCUGCGUCACGCCCGGGUUGAACCGCAAGGUGAAGAGAAUAUGCAAGGUAACACGACUCCGGUAAACGAAAUCCAAAGUCGCUACAUUCCCGACAAAUUUGCAUCGAAUACGUCGUCGGAUUCUACACGGUACGCGACACCAACCAGCAGCCGCAGCAUCUCCGAAUCUCGAAACGCUGUUCACGCAUAUGCUAAUAGUGCCAACGAAGGAUCUAAUCGCAAUUCUCUCAACGGAACUAACUCCAAUCGCAACUCUCUCAAGGAGCCCAAUUCAAACCGUUCUUCAAUGGACGUCUCCCAGUCGUCCUACAAUACACUGAUAAUUCACGACGAAGGUCUGUACUCGAUUCACGACGAAGGAAUAUAUUCGAUGAAUCGAGAAUACUCUAGCCCACCACCGUACGGGAAGAAGGAACGGCCACGGUCCUACGGUGAAGCUCAACCUCCGAUGCAGGAAAUUGCUGAGAUCCCCGAGGAGUAUCUCAGCCAGAGUCAUGUGCUGAAGCAUCUCGCGAAGGAGGUUAAACUGCCGUCAAGAAAUCGAAGCGAUUCCAAUACUCGCGACUCGGGCGUUUCGGAGAAUACGGACUCCCGGGAUCACCCGCCGAAAUACGGUGGUCAGCACUGGACAACCGGACAAAGUGCGUCGACGGACGAGUCAUCGAACCCGGCUAACCCUAAGCUGAAGAGUAAGAGUCAGCCUGACUUGACCCGACUGGAUGAUAUCGAGCCAGAGGAGGUGGAGGCGCUGUUUAAGGAAAAUCGAUUGCUAAAACAGCAGCUUAACAGUUGCUUCCUGAAGGUUGCCAAGAGUCAAAAGAUGGAACAGGAAAUAGCGAACAUAUACCGGGUGCAUGAAGAGCUUGUUCAGUCGUGCGAGCGGCGUGAGCGGCUGGAAGAGGCAGCUAGGAAUCGGCUCCAGCAAGACUGUCGGCGAUUACAGGAGCUCAACCGGGCGUACCGGGAUCAGGUGGAAGGCCUGCAGAACCAACUGCUUUCCUCGUCGGAUCAUCAGCUGGGCCGAACGCAGCAAGAUGUACUCAUUUCGCAGCUGGUGACGCAAAACAAAUCACUAGUGGAUGCUAAUCGACGUCAGUGCAUCGAGCUGCAAGCCCAGAAUGCUACACUAGAGGAGCAGCGAAUCCACAUUAAUGUGUUGGAUACAGCACUGAAGCGGUUGGAGGAGGAGUGCCGCCAGAAGCAGGUGUAUGUGGAACGCUGCGCCCAACUGCAGCAUGCUCUUCAGUCGUUGCAGAAUGCCAGUGAAAGGCGCGAGCAAGUUGAGCGAAAACUACGGAUGGAUUACGAGAGUGAUUUGCCGAACCGAAGCGGCAGUAGUACGACUAGUGAAACCGAAAACCUCAAGUGGCAGCUGCGUGAGAAAGACGCACAGAUAAUGAGAUUGGAAGCCGAGUGUGCCAAACUGGAGCAGCGCAACUUGGAGGAAUCAAACGUACGCAACGUUGCCAAGCUAGCAAUGGAGCGUAACUCGCAAGAAACCGAACGUAUCAUCGCAGAAGCGAAACAGGAGAAGAUAAGGUACCUGGACGAGGCGCAUGCCGCAAACCGUAAGGUAACCGAACUUCAGACUCGUCUCAAACUGGUCGAGAAUAGAUUGGCCGAAAAAGAGGCCAUGAUUCGUGCCUAUCAGGGACAAAAAAUCUACGGCUCAACAAACUCCUACGGAUCGUACAACCUAUCUAGCGAUAGCUUCGCACUGAAUCCACUGGGAGCGUACAACUCUCAGGUUUCCUACGACGUAUCGAACAACUCGUUUGAUGUGACCACUGCAGCUUCUCUGCUCGACCCAACCUAUGGCCAAAAUCCGUCUUCCAGCUUCGCCUCGAACUAUGGACAGACGAAUCCGAGCUUCAACCAAAGCUCGAUCAAUCUGCAGACGGCGGGCAGCAACAGCUACAGUUCGCCUAGCAGUAGUUCCAACUACAGCACCAACUACGGAUCGAGCGAACAUACAACCAUCUACGAUGCGAAAAACUUCGACGCCCAGCGCAAAUCCAUUGACGAUCAGCUAAAGCAACUGGACGAACAGCUGCUCAGCAAGCGAGGUUUGUGCUGUUUUCCAAGUCUAACCACGAAGAAACCGAUUCAACCACUUCUCUCGGACGAAGUAUCCGUACUGUCGACGAACAACAGCGAUAGCUUCCUGCAGAAUCUUGCUCACAUCGAUCAGCGUGAUCGGGAGAGACAAGAACGUCGCGAGCAGGAUGGCGUUAGCGGUGGCAGUGGUGGGGGUGGUUCUGGAAUUAUAGGUACUAGCGGAAAUAGUGGAUCGAGUGGCUCCAAUGGUGGUGCGACUAAGCCGGAAGAUAUGAUGCUGCUAGAGAAGCAGGGACGCUGUUCGCAGAAAAUUCGCAGCAAUCAGCUGAGCAAUCUGGCUCAUGUUACUCAGACCGUGGGGCAGAACAUGACGGACAUCAGCAAUAUUGGCGGAAAUAAGGUUCCCAAAAUACUUUCCAAUAUUGCACAACAAGCGGGCGGAAUCCUGCCCCCGCGUAAAGAUCGAGGAUCUUCGUUACCGCCGAGCGCACUUCCGCGUCCACCCAGGAGUUUGAAGCCUCCCCGAAAAAUCGAAUACGGUCGGCUCAGUGACUCCGAGGGUAAAAAGCGAGCGGAAACCCCACCCAAGUCGGACGCUCAGAAGGAUUACGAGCUGAAAACAUCUAGCUUGAAGCGAGCAAACGCCGCUGCUUACAGCAAGCGGGAAUUUUCCCCCGGAAAAAGUUAUCUAGAGAUGAAGGACACUUUCCAGCUAGCUAAAGACUAUGGAACGUUAAAAUCCAAAAACUAUGGAUCAUUGGGAAAUACUUCGAUAGUGCCGUUAAAAAAUGACAGCAAGUUUGGUUUUGGUUCCAAAUGCAACAGCAGCACAGCCAAUAGCUGUGAGUUUUCAAAACCAGAUUACACUUCGACGAAAAACUACCAAAGGCUGGAGGAGCAAAGUCCCCGCAAGAGUUCUCUCGAUACUGCGACAAUGAAGCGGUCUCUACUGCCGAAUGUUCGAAAGCUAAGUUCUGCCACUGUCAAAGGCUCACGUGAAUCUCUCAAUUCCGCCUCCAGUGGAUCGAACAAUUCCAACAAUUCCAACCCCCUUUCCCGUUCGAGUCCGAUUCAUUCUAUGCCCACCAACUCGGGAGUCAAUCUGCCAACAUCGCUAGUAUAUCAUCACCACAAUCAUCUUCACCACGGACGUACCCCGCCUCGUUUCAUCCACCAUCAACAAUCGACGUCAGCCGAAUCUACCAAAUCUCCCUUGAAUCCACCCUCCCCUCAAUCGCCCACCGUCAAUCAUCAGCAGUCUCCGUUUUGCAACAAACUUUCGCCAAGUACAGCUUCAAAGAUUCAGCAAAUAAACGCCCAACAGCAGCAGCAGCAGCAACAUAAGACUACAACCCUGCCCAGUGCUAGUAUCCUGCACGCGGCCGUCACUGCAUCGGCCACCUCAGCCAUUGGCCAGCAAACCACAGCCUCGCUGCCACCGAAGCCGAUGAUGGAUGGAAAACUUUCCGGCAGCGGAAACAGCUUCGGGAGCAGCUCUCAGGGUCAACGGAGAGGCAGCAGCAUGGCACGCGGCGAGAACAAGUACCGAAUUCAGUUUUAGCUCAGUCAGUUCGACAGGCUGCAAGUAUUCGUUUUUUUCUGUAUUAAAUUUCGAACACGUAUAUCUGCUGUAGUAUUUCACUUUUGGACGACAAAAUUUGUAUACAUUGGAACAUUGCGCGGAAGAGCGGAAAUUUUUUCCUAUUUAUUUUUGUUUUUCGAAGUAAAAAAGUUGUUGAAAAGUCCACUCGAUGGAAAAAUAUUACCCGCGGAGAAAUAUAAUAAUCAUUUGUAGCGUGA